Messenger RNA from Podospora anserina S mat+, 1080 nucleotides. RefSeq lists its product as uncharacterized. Lineage: Eukaryota; Fungi; Ascomycota; Sordariomycetes; Sordariales; Podosporaceae. The annotation marks the transcript as partial. The transcript has 3 exons. The record is from RefSeq and is a predicted model, not a curated record.
CUCUAUUGCAAGAAGAAAGAAGAAGAAGAAGAAGAAGAAGAAGAAGAAGAAAAAGAAGAAACCAUUCUUCAGGCCGCCGCCACAACCAACGAAAUGGCUACUGACACUCUCCAAAGCAACAACGAGAAUGAGAAACGUAGCACCACCUCAUGCUGCAACAAGACAGGCCGCCGUCGUCGCAACUGGCCAUUUCUCUGGCUGACCGCCAUCCGUACCUGUCAACUGGCCUACUUUGCACAUCUCCACGCCGUAGUCUUCUUGUUCGACCAGACUGGCUAUUACAAUGGCAUGUGGGCAUGGUACGCCUCCCCAGGUGACGAUGAGCGAUCAAAAGCCGGCAUGCGCUGGGCGCGGGCAUUGUCUCUCCUAAACCUAAUCUACAUCCUCAUAACCUUUAUCUUCUCCCUCAUGUUCCGCAACCUCGACCCCAAAAAGUGGCGCCUCUUCGGCAUCCACACCUUCUUCGGUGAUCUACUCAUGGCAUGGUCCCUCCUUCACAUCCUCCGAGUCUUGCAUGCUUCUUACACCAACUACUGCUACGAUGUCCCCCGCAAGUUUGACUACGAAAACCAAGGCAUCCUCACCUACCUUGGCAAAGGCCAAUUCAACAAAGAACGCUACCUAACCUGCGCCCUCCUCGACUCAAUCUUCACCCUCGGCGCCAUCCCCGCCUUGUCUCACAUCGCCUCCAUCAUCGCCACCACUUGCAACAUCCGCCGCGCCACCAACCAGCAACAGGUCGAGGUCUACCCCAAGGAGGAGGGUGCGGUCGACAUCGAGCAGGGCACGAUGAUCAUCCCGCCAGCUGCCGAGCCAUCCCGUUCCCAGUCUCCUGUCUCCUCAUCAUCCAGGGGUCCAUCACCACCGCCGUCGUACCGUUCCCGAUCCAGCUCCGGAGCAACAGAAGCCGGCCGUCCCCCAAGCUACAGGUCAGCGCCGUCGGUCAGAGCCCGAGCGUCAAUGGAGACCGUGUCGUCUGUUGAUCCUGAUUCCUAUCUUGUAUCUGAUGGGUGGAGGGCGCCGGAGUACCCACCAGUAUAUUCCAGCAGACCGCCAAGUUUGCGGGAUGGACAGGUUUAG